AUGUUUGGAACAUCAACAUUCGGUGCAAAUAAGACAAAUUUGUUUGGAUCGACUUCAAACAAUUCGUCAACAAAUAACUCGAAUAAUUCAACUGCCGAUGACUUUUUUGUGAGUUCACAUUUUAAACAAAACAAUAAAGUUGUUCUAUAAUACAAAUUGUUUCAGAUCGAAGGAGCUCCAGAUGACACAAUUCAAGUUAUCAAAUUCAGUCCUCAACCACAAGAUAAACCAAUGAUUGCAUGUGGAAGUUGGGAUGGUGUAAGUUACUAAAAAAUUUGGCGAGCUUGCUAAAAAUGGUCGCAAGCUGGCUAAAAGUCGAUUUUUGUAGCAAAACUUGCUGCUUUUUUCCCGAGUUAUUCAGUUUAUAUAUAAAUAUCAUCAAAAAAAUUAUUUAAAUGAAGAAAAUCAGGGUUUUUAGACUAUCCGAGUUUGGAUGUACAACGAUGCUGGAAAUUUCGAAGGAAAAGCUCAGCAAAAUGUGAAUGCACCAGUACUUGACAUUUCCUGGACUGAUGUAAGAUUUUUAUUUAAUUUAUCAUCCCGGUUUUCCUCAAAUAUUGCAUUUUUCAGGAUGGUUCGAAGAUUUUCAUUGCUGCCGCAGACAAAGAUGUCAGACUUUGGGAUUUGGCAUCAAAUCAAGUAAUACUUGAAUCUCUGUUCAUUUUUAAUAAUCCUAUUUUUUUUAGAUUGCUGUUGUUGGAACACAUGAUGGACCAGUAAAAACAUGUCAUUGGAUAAAUGGAAACAAUUAUCAAUGUCUUAUGACUGGAUCUUAUGAUAAAACUUUGAGAUUUUGGGAUAUGAGAAAUUUGCCACAACAAAACUCAUUGGCUAAUAUUCAGGUAUGUGGAAAAUCUUUUAAGUUUGCUGCUUUCUUUCUGAACCAUGGGACGGCUAGGGAAAAUAGGUUCAGAACUUCUGAAAAAUUUCAAAAAUCCAGGAGAAUAGAUCGCGUUUCAAAUAAUCAGAUCCAAAUCGAAAAUCGGGAAAAACACUUCUUUGGAUAUUUUAUUUCAAAUCACGAAAUGCAUUUCUAAAUUUUGACGGCCUGAAAAUUCACGUUUCAUAUUUUUAAAACAACGUUUUCCCUGAAAAUGUUUUAAAAAUAAGGUUAUUUUUUUAAUUCACAAUCAGGAUGGUUUCGCGGUAAAAUACUUUGAAUGAAAUUUAUCAGUUUUUGUCUAUACGCUGAAGCUCUUGCCUAUUCUCUGAAAAUCAUAAAUAAAAAUUCGUCGUAAUUUCAGUUACCUGAACGUGUUUAUGCAGCUGAUGUUGUUUAUCCGAUGGCUGUUGUUGCGUUGGCAAAUAAAAGGAUCAAAGUGAGAAUAAAUUUUUCAAUUUUUCAUUUCAUUUCCCAAUUUUUUUUCAAUAGGUUUACAAUUUGGAAAAUGGUCCAACUGAAGUGAAAGAUAUCGAAAGUCAACUGAAGUUCCAAAUUAGAUGCAUUUCAAUUUUCAAAGAUAAAAAUAAUCAAAAUCCAUGUGGAUUUGCACUUGGAUCGAUUGAAGGAAGAGUUGCUGUGCAAUAUGUUGAAACUGCGAAUCCAAAAGACAAUUUCACAUUCAAAUGUCAUCGAUCGGCUGAGUUGAUUCACAACUUCCAAGAGAUUUACGGUGUAUGUUUCAAGUUGUAUUUGUUUCCGCUGAUUUUGAAAAAAAAUCGAAUUAUUUUCAGGUCAAUGACAUUUCAUUCCAUCCUCAACACGGUACUCUUGUAACUCUUGGAUCUGAUGGCCGAUAUUCAAUGUGGGACAAAGAUGCGAGAACAAAACUAAGAACAUCUGAACCGCAUCCGAUGCCUUUAACUGCUUGUGAUAUUCAUAGUAGCGGACAAUUUUUGGUUUAUGCUCUAGGAUAUGAUUGGAGCAGAGUUAGUUAUUUUUGGAAAAAAUGGUUUGGGAUUGAAUUCAGUCAGCUGAAUGCGAAAUCUUUUCAUUGUGAUCAGAAGAGCAAAAACUACUUAUGAGAAUGAACUUAUAUCGCAUCAAAAAUCUGAAGUGAAAGCUCAAAAAGUUCUCUUGCUAAUUGAAGUUGAAAGGAUGUAUUUUUAGAACCCCUCUAUGAACAUUUCUGAUCGAGAUUUCCAAUGAUCGUAUUAUAUUUUUAGGGUCAUGAAAAUAAUACACAACCUGGAUCGAAAAUUGUUAUGCACAAAUGUAUCGAGGACAUGAAACCACGUUCGUCGAAAAAAUAA
Caenorhabditis angaria is the source of this 2193-nucleotide messenger RNA. The record is from the annotation of a GenBank genome assembly. Lineage: Eukaryota; Metazoa; Nematoda; Chromadorea; Rhabditida; Rhabditidae.